Molecule: messenger RNA, 982 nt
Organism: Scheffersomyces stipitis CBS 6054
Lineage: Eukaryota; Fungi; Ascomycota; Pichiomycetes; Serinales; Debaryomycetaceae
Exons: 2
Coding region: 1-894 (297 amino acids)
Biological process (GO): protein folding
Cellular component (GO): endoplasmic reticulum
Molecular function (GO): protein disulfide isomerase activity
Source: RefSeq, a predicted model, not a curated record
AUGCAAGUGUGGGCGUUGUUUCGAGUCAUCCUCUUGAUCCGGGCGGUGCUUGCAGUCGCCAGCACUGGAUCAAAAGGCCUAAAUCAGCAUAUUCGUGAAUUCGGCGAUUCAGCCAUUGAAGAUAAUCUAAAGCGAGCCAGAUAUUCUCUAAUUUACUUCUAUAGAGAUGCGUGUCAGUACUGUGAUAAGUUCAAUCCGGACUUUGAGAACUUGAGCGUACUAUUCAAUAACGCUAGUGACUCUGGGGAAGGCGAGAACAGUAUUAUUCAGGUUAUCAAGACGAAUGGGAAGGUCAACCCCAGAUUGAACCAGCUUUUCAAGGUUCAACUGUAUCCGACCUUGAAGCUUUUGGACUUCAAGACUAUGGAAAUAUUCACAUACACGAAAAGAAAAAGAGAUAUUCUCUCAUUACUUGAGUUUGUCAAGGAAAAAGUGCCAGACGCAAAGCCCAACUAUAAGAACUUUGUCUCCAAAGUCAAAUACUUGGAUAAUGCUAGCUUUGAUGACCAUGUCAAACAGCUGAAGAAGGAUACGUUGGUGGUUUUCACUAUGCCAUAUAUGGACGACUGGAUCAACUACCAAUAUCCUGCUCAUUUCUAUCAGCAAUUGGCCGAUAGAAUGUCUAGCGAUGAACGUAACAUUCAAUUCUCUCUUGUAGAUGCUGGAUCCCAAGCAGCCAGUGAUGUAAUAGCUGGACUAAAGAUCAGCAACUUCCCAUCUAUAGUCUAUUUCAAGGGAGACGGUAGAGUCAAAGCUUAUGGAGUUUAUGACCAGAACCAAGUAAUGCAUGGGAUAUUGAGUGAAAAAACCUUGGACAGCUUCAUAGACAAUAUAGAUUCUGAAGAACAUGGAAAAUGGUUUGAGAUGAAGAGGAGCAGUAUAGACAGCUCUUGAGAGAGGUAGAGUUGUAAUGCUACAAUGUAUAUAGAUAUCUAUACCUGGUAUAUAGCAGAAGAACUUCAGGGCAUAUUUGACAUUUUCC